Molecule: messenger RNA, 972 nt
Organism: Sungouiella intermedia
Lineage: Eukaryota; Fungi; Ascomycota; Pichiomycetes; Serinales; Metschnikowiaceae
Source: the annotation of a GenBank genome assembly
AUGUCGGAAGUGGAGUCCCAGGAACCCAGUGCCAAGAGGCAGAAGGUCGACAUUCCCGAGGGAAUGUCCAAAAAUGCAUGGAAGAAGCUUCAAAAGCAAAAAAAAUGGGAGGAUCAGAAGGAUGAGUAUAGAAACAAGAGGAAGGAAAAGAAAAAGGCUGCUAGAGCUCGCAAAGCCGAGCGUAAGGCCAAUGGCACAGAAUUGGAUGACAACUAUCAUCUGCAAGCAAAGAAGGCACUUCCUCAGACACAGAAACCAAGCGGAGUCAAAAUCAUAAUGGACUGUGAAUUCGACGAGUUGAUGAGCGAUAAGGAAAUCGUUUCAAUGAGUAACCAGAUCACGAGAUGUUAUUCGGCCAAAAGGCAUGCCGACUACGAGGUGGACUUGGUUGUGUCGUCUUUCAACAAGCGGUUGAAGGGCCGUUUUGAGAAAAGUGUACUGGACUACACCAAAUGGCAGAACAUGACAUUCAAGGAGAACAAUACGUUGGCUGAGUUGUUACCCUCCAACAAGGACGAGUUGGCCAAGUAUGUUUAUUUGACCGCAGACACUGAAAAUGAACUUGAAGAGUUGGAGGAGGGUCACACCUACAUCAUUGGAGGCAUUGUAGAUAAAAACAGACACAAGAAGUUGUGUUUAAACAAGGCCAACGAGCUUGGAUUGAAGGUGGCCCGGUUGCCUAUUGGUAAGUACAUUGAGAUGAACGGCCGUCAUGUGUUGGCUACGUCUCACGUGUAUGAGAUCAUGGCGUUGUGGUUUGAGAUGGACCACAGCUGGGAGAAAGCAUUCAAUGCUGUACUUCCGCCACGAAAAUUGAAGGCAAAGUCGGAAGAGGCAGAAGAGGGUGAGCAGGACAAGAAGGUGAAGGAGUUGGAGUUGAAAGAGGAAAUAGAUGGAGAAGAAAAGGGAGGAGAUGAAGAGAACUAUAUCGAGGGAAAGGAAGAUGAAGAAAAUGGAGAAGUUGACGAGUAA